Molecule: messenger RNA, 549 nt
Organism: Argentina anserina (silverweed cinquefoil)
Lineage: Eukaryota; Viridiplantae; Streptophyta; Magnoliopsida; Rosales; Rosaceae
Exons: 1
Coding region: 1-549 (182 amino acids)
Molecular function (GO): nucleic acid binding; RNA-DNA hybrid ribonuclease activity
Source: RefSeq, a predicted model, not a curated record
AUGAUUCCCCGAGAUGAGACCGAUAUAGUUGACUCUGGUACAGCGCCGAGCAGUGCAAUGAUAAGCACCACAGCUUCCCCAUGGAGCUUACAUAUGGACGGUUCCAGCUGCGCCAAGUUUAGCAGUGCAAGUAUCAUUUUGAGCGGACUGGGGGGACUAAAGCCGGAGUACACUCUUAAGUUCAACUUCGCUGCAUCUAAUAAUAUAGCGGAGUAUGAGGCACUAAUCGCAGGACUACAAUUAGCCUUAAGCACAGGUGCAAUGAGUAUCAACGUAUUCAGUGACUCCCAGCUGGUAGUCAAUCCGGUCACCGGGUAUUUCACCGCCAAGGACGAACAAUUGGCAGCUUACUUGACAUACGUUACGAUGCUAUUGAAACUAUUCGAAUUCUAUCACAUCACCCAGAUCCCGAGGGCCAGUAACGGAAGGGUAGAUUCCUUAGCAAGGCUUGCCACGACGCGCAACCACAUCAGUGAGAUACCACUUACAAAACGACAUACUAUUUCGCCAAGGCCUUCUAAACGCCAGUUUAAGAUGUGUCACAACUGA